AUGGCCAUAACUGCUCCAAAGGUGGUCGUGAUGGUGAUGGUGGUGAGCUUAGCGGAGAUGGCGAUGGCGGUGGACGUGUGUGGUGUCAACAAGGACGGUCUCAAAGCGUGCAAGCCAUGGGUGAUGAAACCGUGCCCAACCGAGCUACCGCCCACCGCCUGUUGCGACGGGCUCUCGAAGGCGGACUUGGGUUGCUUUUGCAAGUAUAAACACUCCAUGUUGCUGUCCUCGCUUGGGAUUGAUCUUGAUCUUGCUCUUGGUUUGCCAGCCAAGUGCAGCCUUCCCAACACUCCCUCUUGCUCUUAA
This is a messenger RNA of Cucurbita moschata (crookneck pumpkin), 306 nucleotides long. Its product is annotated as putative lipid-transfer protein DIR1. The coding region runs from base 1 to 306 and encodes 101 amino acids. Lineage: Eukaryota; Viridiplantae; Streptophyta; Magnoliopsida; Cucurbitales; Cucurbitaceae. Gene Ontology annotation, molecular function: fatty acid binding. The transcript has a single exon. The record is from RefSeq and is a predicted model, not a curated record. Gene Ontology annotation, biological process: systemic acquired resistance.